GGCAUAGUCUACAUCAGUAGGAUACCCCCACACAUGAAGCCUCAAAAGCUGCGGCACAUGCUGUCCCAGUAUGGGGAGAUUGGGCGGAUAUAUCUGGCCCCAGAAGAUGCGGCAGCAAGGAAGAGGAGGAAAAAGAUGGGGAAGAACACCGGAAAGAACUUCUCAGAGGGCUGGGUGGAGUUUGAGGACAAGCAAGUUGCAAAACAGGUGGCCUCCAUGCUCAACGGCAAUCCCAUGGGAGGGAAGAGGCGGUCAGCAUACCACUAUGACUUGUGGUGCUUGAAAUAUCUCAGCAAGUUCAAGUGGGACCACCUGAGCGAGGAGAUCGCGUACCAGAAGGCGAUUCGGGAGCAGAGGCUGGCUGCCGAGAUCUCUGCAGCCAAGCGUGAGCGCGACUUCUACCUGUCCCGAGUCGACAAAGCAAAGGCAGUGGCGGCCCAGCAGGAGCGCAAGCGGAAGGUAGGGUGUACUACAAACAGAGACACCAAAUAUACAGCUUGGAUAUGUACCCUGCACAUGUGCAACUGGUGCAGGGGCUUAUGUGAAUAA
Messenger RNA from Coccomyxa subellipsoidea C-169, 549 nucleotides. RefSeq lists its product as hypothetical. The record is from RefSeq and is a predicted model, not a curated record. Gene Ontology annotation, biological process: endonucleolytic cleavage to generate mature 5'-end of SSU-rRNA from (SSU-rRNA, 5.8S rRNA, LSU-rRNA); endonucleolytic cleavage in ITS1 to separate SSU-rRNA from 5.8S rRNA and LSU-rRNA from tricistronic rRNA transcript (SSU-rRNA, 5.8S rRNA, LSU-rRNA); small-subunit processome assembly. Gene Ontology annotation, cellular component: nucleolus. The transcript is spliced from 4 exons. The annotation marks the transcript as partial. Gene Ontology annotation, molecular function: RNA binding. Lineage: Eukaryota; Viridiplantae; Chlorophyta; Trebouxiophyceae; Coccomyxaceae.